Dictyostelium purpureum is the source of this 351-nucleotide messenger RNA. RefSeq lists its product as uncharacterized. NCBI's taxonomy places the organism in Eukaryota, Evosea, Eumycetozoa, Dictyosteliales, Dictyosteliaceae. The annotation marks the transcript as partial. The transcript has 2 exons. Gene Ontology annotation, cellular component: palmitoyltransferase complex. Gene Ontology annotation, biological process: protein targeting to membrane; peptidyl-L-cysteine S-palmitoylation. The record is from RefSeq and is a predicted model, not a curated record.
GUUUCAAUCCAAAGAGAUUACAGGGAUAUUAUAACAAAAUUCGAAAUGCAACCAUUUCCAGAAGAGCUAUCAAGGAAUGGUGUCAGUUUACUAGAGUUUGAAAAUACAAUUAAUGAAAUAAAUAGAUUAUUACAAACAGCAGAAACUAUAGAUUCAAAAAGUAUUUUCGAAGAGUGUAUUGGUUGCUUAACUUUUUUCAGUAUAUUUUUAUUUUAUGACGAUAAAUACAAAAAAUGCAUAAAACGUAUUACAGAAUUUAUAGAACGAGAAAAUCAAUCAUUAUAUAAUCCAAAGGGUAUUACUUGGAUUAACCCUGUAUCAAAUGGGUUUUUAAAAAUAGAUAUUAUAAUU